UUAACAGAUACAUGCAUUUUCUUACAGCUUCCCUGAGCAACCAUGUUGUCUUACUCAUUCUGCAUGAUUGCAGCAGCAGUUGCUUUACUAAUGCCUUGCCAGGCACAAAACUGUGCAGGAGCUCCUGAGCUACCCAGUAUCCCUGGAGUUAGUGGACUGCCUGGUCUGGGAGGUCUCAGUAGAUAUUUAGGAGGUCUACUGCAGCCUUACAGAAAAGAGAAACUUACUGAACGUCAGUGGUUACAAAGACAGCAAGAUCUAUCUAUUUCUUUUGAUGAUGAACUCCGCAAUGUUUUGCUGAAUCUAAGACAACGACUUUUCCAGCUUGAAGGAGUGCUUGCUUUGAAUGGGAAAAUAACAAAAGUAGGAGAGAAAAUAUUUGCCAGCAAUGGAAAGGAAGUCAAUUUUUCAUCUGCCCUAGAAUCCUGUGAAGAGACUGGAGGAACUCUUGCAACUCCCAUGAAUGAGGAGGAGAAUAAAGCUAUUAUGGGCAUUGUGAAACAGUAUAACCGAUAUGCUUACUUGGGUAUUAAAGAGAGUGACACUGCAGGUCAAUUUAAGUACAUGAAUGGCCAACCUCUGAAUUAUACCAACUGGCAACAGUAUGAGCCUAAUGGCAAAGGGACAGAAAAAUGUGUAGAGAUGUACACUGACGGAAAGUGGAAAGACAGAAAAUGCAACCUGUACCGCCUCACAAUCUGUGAAUAUUAGAGAAUGACCUUUCAAGCACCUGAGAACGAACGUGAGACCAUGAAAUACCCUGUUUCAUUCAGACUGAUGCAAUUUCUGCAAUUAUUCUAUGUCAUAAAAUCUAAAAUGAAUCAUAUUACUAUAUAUUUUUAUGCUUAAGAAAAUGCCAAAUGUAGAAGGUGAUUAACUUACUUAAUUAAAAUGUGCAUAAUCUGA
Messenger RNA from Tympanuchus pallidicinctus (lesser prairie-chicken), 906 nucleotides. RefSeq names its product pulmonary surfactant-associated protein A-like. NCBI's taxonomy places the organism in Eukaryota, Metazoa, Chordata, Aves, Galliformes, Phasianidae. The transcript is spliced from 4 exons. Bases 43 to 711 code for a protein of 222 amino acids. The record is from RefSeq and is a predicted model, not a curated record.